This is a messenger RNA of Acanthosepion pharaonis, 675 nucleotides long. The record is from the annotation of a GenBank genome assembly. Lineage: Eukaryota; Metazoa; Mollusca; Cephalopoda; Sepiida; Sepiidae.
AUGUAUCUAUCUCAGUCUAUUCGCAUCUAUCUAUCUAUCUAUCUAUCUAUCUAUCUUAGUCUCUUACUCUCCAUAGAUAGAGAAAGAGAUAGAGAGAGAGAGAGAAAGAGUUCAGUUGUUCUAAUCUAUCUAUCUAUCUAUCUAUCUAUCUAUCUAUCUAUCUCUGUUCGUAUCUAUCUAUCUAUGGAACUACGUAUAUAUCUCAGCCAGUUCAUAUCUUGUCUACACGAAAUAUAUAUCAACCUGUCCGUUUCUCUCUCACUCUACCUCUUCCCUAUCUAUCUAUCUAUCUAUCUAUCUAUCUAUCUAUCUAUCUAUCUAUCUAUCUAUCUAUUCAAUUUUCUAUCCAUUUAUCGCAUUUCUUAUAUAUCUCAACCUGCACACUACAUCUCUCUCCCUUUAACUCUCCCGUAUCUAUCUAUCUAUCUAUCUAUCUAUCUAUCUAUCUAUCUAUCUAUCUAUCUAUCCAAUUUUCUAUCCAUUUAUCGCAUUUCUUAUAUAUCUCAACUUGUUAGUUUCUCUUUCACUCUCACUAUCUAUCUAUCUAUCUAUCUAUCUAUCUAUCUAUCUAUCUAUCUAUCUAUCUAUCGUCCUUUUUCAGUCAGUCCCUCUUUAUUCCCUUGCCAUUCCCUUCAAUCCUUUUCAGUUUUUAUCUCCUCCUUCUCUAUCCCUUGA